AUGUCUAUGAAUCGUCAAGCUAUUAUUGAUGCGUUCAUUGAACGUCAUCGGGCUAAUUUUAAUGAUUUAAUUGAUCACUUGACAUUGUAUUAUAAUAAAACUCGUCUACAUUUUACAUCUCUGUCUGAGAAAACCAAUCAACGUUACCUAUACCUAAGCAUUCUUGCAACAUUUAUUCUAUUAACUAUCAUUUUCUUAAUUAUUUUUGAAUAUCGUCGUUUAUUACAAUGUAUUCAAAAAUUUUUUAAAUUAGUUUAUUCUUAUAAACAAUAUAUAUUGAUAAGAAUAAGAAAUAAAUAUUUACAAAAACGAACGCCAUCACUUUUAAAUGCGUUAUUAAAUUCCAAAAGUCAUAUACGAGAAAAGUUUUACAAUGAAUUUGCACGAUCAUUAAACGAAGAACUUAAAAAUCGAAAGGAGCAACUCAGCGUGGAAACAUUGCAAUUUGCUAAUGCAAAAAUUCGUGAUGUUUCUCAAACUGCUAAUAAUAGCAAUGGUGAAACACCUGCUGAAAAGAUAGUCAUUAAUGCUGUCCUUGAUAUUGAUCAUUUAAUUCUUAAUAUUGUUAAUAAAUUUAAAGAACAACAUUUUUCUCUCGAGACACCGAAAUUAUCCGGUCAAUUGAAUGUUUUAUUGAUUAUUAAUCCGACUCAAUAUACAAUUGAAGCUAACCUUCAACAGCUUCAUAUCAAUCCAGUGAAUAUAAUUGAUCCAAAUAAUAAUUUAUCAGCCAAUGAAACACAAUCUAUUGUUAAAGUGCUAGACGAAACUAUUAAUCGAACCACUGUUCGAUGUUCGUUUCGCCUAUCAGAUAAUCAAGAGGAUAAACAUCAUGUUUCUCUUUAUAAUUCUGCAUUGGGAUCUUAUCCAGAUUCAAAACAACCGCAUUCAUCUAUCAAUCAACUAUCAUCAUCAUCGAUUCAAACAGCUGGAUCUCGUACUCGUGAAUCAGCUACAACGCGAUAUCAACUGUCGGAUCCCCUGCCGACAGUUUUAAUUAAUGAUUCUAAUCGAUAUAUAUUUACAAAAGAUCCAGCACUAGAAAAAGAACCAAAGCGAUUACUGAUUCGUGUUGUCAAAGCUGUUAAACUGCAUGAUGUCGAACAGCCAUAUUGUAUUCUCGAAUUAAAUUAUCCGAAACAAAUAAAACAAACAGAUAUUGCAAAAAAUGGUUUAAAUCCAUUUUGGGAUGAACGUUUUAUUUUUGAAUGUAACGAGCAAAGCAAUCUGAUACGCUUACAAAUAAUCGAUCAUAAAAAAUCAAAAAAAAGAAACAACAAUGACUACACUGACACCGUUUAUGCUGAUCUAUCAAUACCAUUUUCUUACGAGAUGAGUACAGUUUAUAAACAAGACAUACAAAUAAGUCAACAGUAUCCUGAAUCAAUUAUUCGACUCGAAAAUAUGCAACGACAACAGAGCUCACAUUUGCCGACUUUGCAAGCAAUUAAAUCCAAUUCUUGUUCAGACAUAACAGGCUUAAAAGACUUCUCAACAAAUAUGUUGCAACAACCAUCGUUAGACAAUCAUCGAUUAGAAGAAAACGAAAACUCGGACAGGUUUGAUCAUGUGCCAUUGUCACCGUUGGGACCGAGGCUGGCAGUUGUAAAUACAAAACACACUGCUACUGCAAUAAAACCGAUGGUGUCAACAGGUUUUACAGUUCAGUCACCAGCCCAUCCAACAGAUUUUACAGUUCAGGCACCAGUCCACCCAACAAGUUUUACAGUUCAGUCACCAGCCCAUCCAACAGAUUUUACAGUUCAGCCACCUGUCCACCCAACAAGUUUUACAGUUCGGCCACCAGUCCAUCCAACAGAAUGUUCAUCGUUGUUAUUUGAAACAACAUUGGCAAAUGCUACUAGAAAACCACAAGAACUACGUUCACCAAGUUAUAAAAAAUCUACCUCACUAGAUAUUUCAUUUUCAAGUAGUAAACAUUUUUCAACUUUGUCAGAAGAAGAAGCAUUGACCGCUAACAAUGGAUAUGAUGUCGAAAGUAUAGAUGACAGUCAAAUUUGGACGUAUAAUGAACGAGAUAUCAAUAAAAUCGAACAAAGCUAUCCACAACGAUAUCAGCAAUCACCAUCACAUGACUUUUUAUCAUCGCCUUAUGAAACGAGUACACUACCAAAAAAUUAUGGCCUAUCAACUAGUCUAUACGAUGAUAAUCCUGAUUAUUUAUCAACAAUACCACGAUCUUCAGACAUCGGUCCAAGUACAAAUACAUUUUCACCAUAUUCACCAUUAUCGAUUCGGGAUGGCAAUCAGGAAUAUGAGAAACCUCAAAAAUCAAAAUCAUUUAUGAACUCACUGAAACAUUUAACAUUACCACGACGAAAAAAUCGUAACAAAGACAAGCACAAUACUAGUAUGAAUUCAAAUACAAGUAGUAUCACGCAAUUAAAUAACAGUGUUCAAACACCGUCAACUAACCCUGUAGCACAUAGCUUUUCAUCAGCUCUACCAGGACCAACCCCCGAAUAUUUCCUCGCGCACCCAACUGAUGUACGACCAAUUCGUCGUAGUCGAUCCAUAUCACAAUCAUUUAAAAAUUUAUUUCGAUCAAAUUCAAAAAAGAAAGCACAUGCUGCUAAAACUGAUGCAUUAGAGGAAUAUGAAAAUGGUACACAUAAUUAUAUUGUUGAUAAUUCAAACUUUUUAUCGACAUCAACGCCAACUCAAAAAAAGCUUUCGUUUCUUCACCGACGUAAAUCAAAACAAAAAAAUAAAGAACAAGCUCAUUAUUCUGCGAACUCAUUGUCAAGUUUUGAUUGUUCAAGAAUGGAAUCUGUGCGCGAUACACCUGUUCGUGCAAAUGUCGGCCAUCCAGUAACGAUGACUAAAUCAUUUGCACAAUAA
Molecule: messenger RNA, 2862 nt
Organism: Rotaria socialis
Lineage: Eukaryota; Metazoa; Rotifera; Eurotatoria; Philodinida; Philodinidae
Source: the annotation of a GenBank genome assembly